This is a messenger RNA of Podarcis raffonei (Aeolian wall lizard), 2474 nucleotides long. It is a transcript of the gene TRAF3IP3, whose product is annotated as TRAF3 interacting protein 3. The coding region runs from base 515 to 2074 and encodes 519 amino acids. The transcript is spliced from 16 exons. The record is from RefSeq and is a predicted model, not a curated record. NCBI's taxonomy places the organism in Eukaryota, Metazoa, Chordata, Lepidosauria, Squamata, Lacertidae.
AAUGGUACACCCCAUUUUGAAGCCCCUUGCACCCCACCUUCAUUCUGCUUUGUGUUAACAUGGGGCUCUUACCUUCACUUUGGAAGUGAGGUGAGAAUCGCUUCAUCUGCCAAGGGGACAGACUCCCACCUGUCUGUGAUGGGGGUUUUGACCUAAAGAGAAGCUAUCCUGGUGGAGCAGGCCUAGGAGUCCUACAGCCUAGUAAGCUGCAGGCCCAGAGCACAGACUUGGAUGGAAGACAUUGCAGAGUAGUCAGAUCAAAAUGCUGCAGCCAGAGAUAAAGGCAUCAGCUGGGAGAGGGGUGACUUUUUAAGCAGCUGAGUGCAAUGGACACCAAUUACAUUCCCUUACACAUCUUCCAGCUGUGCAUCAAAGAGUAGGUGAAGCCUCCGCAGUUCACGGAAACCGUCCUCCACAUUGGUCAAGCGCAGAAAUCAAGACUCCAAGAAAGAGGAAGGUGACUCUCAAGUGUAUUUGGAAAGUGCUCUGCACUGCCGUGUCUUGCGCCAUCAGUAUGAUAAAAGAGAUUUUCAAAUCCCAUGGCUGGCGUGGCCCCAGGCAUGAAAGUUAUGAAGAAAAAUAUGAACGCCGGCAGGAAAAGCGAGAAACCCUGCGCAGAAGGAGGAACAGGACCACAUGCCGUCUCACAGAUAAACGCCAGAGCAAAGAAGCCAAGGAGCUACUUCAAAGACGCCGAGAAAAAGUGAUCCUCAGAAGAAGAAAUUUAAUAAUGGAAGGGCCAGGAAGGAAGGAAGUGCAUUUGACUCCUGGCACAGACAUGUCCCUGGUUCCUGAGAACAGACCUGGAGAUUUAGGGGAGAGAUCAGCAUAUCUGAGAUCAUUGCCUACUAACCAGGAGUCUGGGGAUAACUGUACCUCUCAGCUUCAUACCAAAUCUGUGCAGCAUAGCUUCACUGACACUUUUGCACAUGGCAACUUGAACUCCUCUCCCAAAAACAUGUUCACUGUGAAAGUUUACACAACCUGUAAAGGUACCCAAACCACAGAUGAGUUGAGUACAGUAAAGAAAAGCUCAGGCCAACAGACAGAUUGUGGAACAGCAGUUUUAGAUAAGGAGAUUAUUCAACUUUCUAACUACCUCAAGGAGGCACUUCAUCGGGAGCUACUGCUGAAGCAGAAGAUGGCCAUCUUACAGGAACUUUUUGCCGCAUUGCUGCAAGCGGCAGAAAAGUCUUGGAAGGGUCAGCUAAAUGAAGACAAACUCAAGUGCAGGCUGAGUGCCCUGGAGAAUCAAUUGCAGACUUGCACCCAGAGUCACUCAAAGUGGAGCUUAAAGAGGAUUCUGCUGGAGAUGGAAGACCAAAAGCAGAACUAUGAGCUGAAAGCGAAAGAGUCUCUUCAGAAACUCCUUGAGGAGAAACUGCAGGUGGAAGGGCAGCUCCAGAAUGCCCAGAGAGCCCUAGCUGUUGCAGAAGAAGACUGUGCCCUCUGGAAAGAACACUACAAGACAUUAAAUGAAGACUGGAGCCAGCUGACUGACAAGCACAUUGAACUGGAAAACAAUCUUCAUGUCCUGGAGAACAAACUUCAGUGGUCCGACAACCAGAACUUUCAGCUGCACCAAGCCUUGCAGAGCUCUGAGACUGAACGUGCCCAGCUCUAUUCCAGAAUUAAUAAUCUGCAGGAAGACUACAAGGUCACAAUUGAGUGUCUCAGUGUAGUGGAAGGCAAGCUGCGAAGUGAAGAAAGAGAUAAGCUACAGCUGGAGGCAACAAUUAAACAUUUGCACACUAGCAGGUCUGGACUCAGCUCAGCCAGAACCAAACAGUCCAAAGACCACGAAGGGGGGAGAGAAAGCAGCCUGGAGGACCAGCUGCAAAAGAGGACAUCCCAGCUUGCAGCUAAGGAAAAAGAGUGCAUAGAUCUCCGUUGUGAGCUAGAGAUUCUGAGUGACGAGUACCGCAGCUGCCUUGCCAAGUUACAGCAGUGCCGAGAUGAGAUCAAUCACCCUCAGAGCAAAAAGACCAAAAGAUGGCAGGAUCAUUGGAUUCCUCUCCUACUGGUAGUGAUGGCAACAGCUGUAGUAUCCUACUUAAUAAAUUUUGUACCCUGAGUACACCCUACCUUUAGUUUUGCUUAUGUUACUGUUUUUACAUUUGGGCAUUCUGAGUUGUCUACAGAGAGUGACUAUUUUUGUAUCAAACAUGUUUUUAAUUUCUUACAGAAUUUUGAACUUUGCUAUCUCCUAAAGGAGUUUGUUGGACUGCUUGGCUUUGUAUGUUGCUUCAUUUGGCUGUUGUAUUCUUUUUUUAAAAAAAAAUUAAAGGCUACAAUACAAAAAGUACAGUGUCUGUCUGAUGCAUCCACCCUCCAGAGGGUUUUGAAUGGAAACAUCACACAAUUGUCCCAUAGCUUUGGAAACCUCAAAACCCACAAUCCAGCUAUGUGCUGUCUGACCAUGUAGGACAAGGCAAGGGAACCCAUGUCCCAUCAGAUGUUAUUGAACUACAACU